This is a messenger RNA of Helianthus annuus (common sunflower), 1279 nucleotides long. Its product is annotated as transcription factor TCP20-like. The record is from RefSeq and is a predicted model, not a curated record. Gene Ontology annotation, cellular component: nucleus. Lineage: Eukaryota; Viridiplantae; Streptophyta; Magnoliopsida; Asterales; Asteraceae. The coding region runs from base 209 to 1045 and encodes 278 amino acids. Gene Ontology annotation, molecular function: sequence-specific DNA binding; DNA-binding transcription factor activity. The transcript has a single exon.
AAAGAAAAUCCUUUAGUCAAAGCCCAUUUUACGAUCAUUUAAUAACAAACAAAAAAUAUAAUACAAUAAUAUUAAUAAAAACCACACAACACAGUAUUUGUCUAUUUGAUAAUCCCAAGAGCUGAGAGCAUCAUCAAUUCAUCAUCCUCAGCCACCACACCACACCACAUCACUUUCCAUUUUCAACCCACCACCACCACCACUCACCAUGACCGAUACCACCAAGCCCUCAGACACCACCACAGAUUUACAAAUAGUCGCCGCAGAAAAACAAGAAACUGGAAACAAAAAACAACAACAAUUAGCAGUCAAACGAAGCUCAAACAAAGACCGGCACACCAAAGUUGAAGGCCGAGGUAGAAGAAUAAGGAUGCCCGCACUUUGCGCCGCCAGAAUCUUCCAACUCACUAGAGAAUUAGGUCACAAAUCUGACGGUGAAACCAUCCAAUGGUUGUUGCAGCAGGCGGAACCCUCAAUCAUCGCCGCCACAGGGACCGGCACGGUCCCUGCUUCGGCGAUGGGGGCAGCGGGUGCCGCUGCUUCCCACGUGAUUUCAAUUUCUGCUGGAUUGCAACACAAGUUUGAUGAAAACAGUAGGACCAACUGGCCAGGUGGGAAUUUGGGGGUCGGUAGACCCACUAGCCACCUGGCCACACCUGUUGUGGGUAUGACGAGUUUAUGGCCCGCCAUACCCGCAACAGGAUUUGGGUAUCAGUCGUCUUCCACUACUUGCCCAUCUGGUAACAAUUUGGGUAGUGAAAACUCGAAUUAUAUGCAGAAGGUUGCGUUUUCAGGGUUUGACUUACCCGGGUCAAAUUUAGUUCCUAUGAGUUUCUCUUCAAUUUUGGGUAAUCAUAAUAAUCAGGAUCAUCAUCAUCAACAGCAGCUUCCGGGUUUGGAACUCGGGCUUUCGCAAGAUGGUAGUAUGGGGGUUUUGAAUCAACAAGCAUUGAAUCAAAUUUAUCAAAUGGGUCAAGCUAGAAUGCAUCAGCAGCAACAACUGGCUUCAAAGGAUGAUGAUUCUCAUGGUUCAGAGGGCCAAUAGAAGUUUUAGAUGAGUUGUUUCAGAUUGUGAAUUGUGAUGGGAUUGAAACCCUAAUCUUUUAGGGUAAAGAAAAAAACAGGGAUUGUUGGAAGGUGUUUCAGAGGUUCUUGAGUAUCAAAAGAGUUGUAUAUUGCAGUUGCUUUUGCUUUUGCUUUUUGGGGUUUCACAUCUCUAACAACACUUUUAUUUUCAUUAUGUAAAUCAUAUAGGUUUGGUUAUGGUUUAUCACUGUGA